Messenger RNA from Kluyveromyces lactis, 399 nucleotides. RefSeq names its product Dad2p (gene DAD2). The transcript has a single exon. Gene Ontology annotation, biological process: mitotic cell cycle; attachment of spindle microtubules to kinetochore. The coding region runs from base 1 to 399 and encodes 132 amino acids. Gene Ontology annotation, cellular component: mitotic spindle midzone; mitotic spindle; DASH complex. The record is from RefSeq and is a predicted model, not a curated record. NCBI's taxonomy places the organism in Eukaryota, Fungi, Ascomycota, Saccharomycetes, Saccharomycetales, Saccharomycetaceae.
AUGGCAUUUGAAACCGAGAUCGAGACUAAGAGAAGAGAAUUGAAUUAUUUGAAGCAUGUUUCUGCAUUGACACAGAAAUUAAAGGCUCAAUUGGACGAGCUGAGCGUUCAGGUAGCGCAGAUGAAUAGCAAUGCUGUGACUGUUAAAGACGUAAUGGCUAAUUGGGACUCGGUUCUUCGGUCUAUCUCUCAGGCUUCGAUAUCUUUACUUCAGUAUACAGAAAACGACUAUGAGACUGGGAAAUGGGCCAGUAAAGAGGAACAUAGAAACCAACAGGGCGCUGAAGAUGAAAGUGCUGCGUCAGAAAGUUCAGAAGAUAACCAGCAGCGGCAACAGGAUCAAUUACCUCCGCUUCCGGAAACUUUGGUACGGGUGAAAGUUGCAGAUGACGUUGAAUAA